AUAGGAAACGUGAUAUCCACCCGAUUCACGUCUAAGCAGCGGAACGGAAGGCAUCAACAAGCUUAUUAGAGCGAAAGAAACACAGUAUCUAAAUGAAGUACCGCGCUACUGUUGCAUUACAGAGCUAUAGCCAGCUGCGUUAGAUGUUCAGCAUACAGACCCCAUGCUAGGGUGAAAUAAUCUGGUUCAAAUGGUUCUUGUUCUGGAAUUUAGCGUAGGAGCUCACUUGACAGCUGGAAUGUAACUGGGUUUCUUAUGAGCUGGCUAACACAGCUAGCUGCCUAUAGAGGUCUGUGAGUCUGAGAAAAAGAUGCAUUUCAUUACGAGCACACAGCAGAUGCAUGCUUAGGUGUAUAUAGAAGUAUGCUAGGAUGUUCAAAAAUGUGUUCGGAUCAGGAUUCCUGGUGAGGACCGCUCAUGUCAUCUUGACAUGGGUUAUAACGUUGAUUCUCUUCCUCCACGACACCGACCUGCGCAAACAGGAGGAGACGGGGGAGCUCACACUGCCGGUUCUCUUUGUGCUGAUGGUCCUGGUGUCCGUGUUGCUGUACUUUGCGGUUUCACUCAUGGAUCCUGGUUUUGUCUUGUCUGAUGACUGUGAUUUGCAGUUCACACUUGGUAUUGCAGAAGAAACGCAGGAUAUGAUUCCACAGACUACCAAGUCCAUCCGGCUGCGGCGCUGUGGACACUGCCUGGUACAGCAACCCAUGAGAUCCAAACACUGCCAGACGUGUCAGCACUGUGUGCGGUGCUAUGAUCAUCACUGCCCCUGGAUAGAGAACUGCGUCGGGGAGAGAAACCACCGCUGGUUUGUGCUUUAUCUGGCUGUCCAGCUUGUUGUCUUACUGUGGGGACUGUACAUGGCCUGGUCCGGCUUCAGUCACGCUCCCACCUGGCAGCUGUGGUUGAGGACCAAUGGUGUGCUCUUGGGAGCAGCAGCGGUGGUGGCGGUCCUAUCCCUGACCGUACUUCUCCUCCUGGGCUCUCACCUGUACCUGGUGUCCCUAAAUACCACUACAUGGGAGUUCAUGUCUCGACACAGAAUCUCUUACCUCAAGCACUGCGGAGUAGACGAAAACCCUUUUGACCGUGGAACCCUGCGCAAUCUCUGGGGCUUCUUCUGCGUUUGGGAACCAGUGGUUUGGGAGCAUGUGUAUUUCAAGCAAGGCAACGAUCCCAUUUAAUUCCCUGAAUCCCUGGGAGGCAUGACUACCGUGACAAAUAACCCAUUAAAUGGAAGUUGAUGUUUUGGUGGAAAUUGCUCCAAACUGCAUCUGCUACUACAUCUAAUCUACUUCUUCCUUGUGAAUGACCCAUUCCAUUUUGAAAGUGAUUCUUUCUUUAAUGCAUGAACUUGUUAUCAAAUAGUUUGGAAUGAAGACCAUUUCUAUUAAAGUGUUUUGUGAAUA
Messenger RNA from Rhinichthys klamathensis goyatoka, 1409 nucleotides. It is a transcript of the gene zdhhc12b, whose product is annotated as zinc finger DHHC-type palmitoyltransferase 12b. Gene Ontology annotation, cellular component: endoplasmic reticulum; Golgi apparatus. The coding region runs from base 372 to 1184 and encodes 270 amino acids. The record is from RefSeq and is a predicted model, not a curated record. Gene Ontology annotation, molecular function: protein-cysteine S-palmitoyltransferase activity. NCBI's taxonomy places the organism in Eukaryota, Metazoa, Chordata, Actinopteri, Cypriniformes, Leuciscidae. The transcript is spliced from 5 exons. Gene Ontology annotation, biological process: peptidyl-L-cysteine S-palmitoylation; protein targeting to membrane.